UGUUCAUUCUUCAAAAAGUCGAAGACACAGAGAGAUGGGUGUAAUCCACUCCCAAAUUCCUGAAGGUUCUCCACUGAGGAUUGUGAUGAUCGGUAAAACUGGAGUUGGGAAGAGUGCUGUCGGUAACACCAUCAUGGGUAAAAAGGUUUUCCAUUCUUCAGCGAGCGCACAGUCUGUGACGGAGACCUGCGAGAAAGAACGAGUCAACAGUCGCAGGAAGAUCCACGUGGUCGAUACGCCUGGGAUUCUGGAUACAACUAAAAGUACAGAACACAUAAAGAAAGAGAUUGCGAAAUGCAUCCAGGUGUCCUCUCCUGGCCCUCACGUCUUUCUGCUGGUCAUCCAGGUUGGCAGGUUCACCAAAGAAGAAUUUAACUGCGUGCAAGCCCUGGAGAAGAUCUUCGGACCGGAGGCGUCCAAGUACAUGAUCGUUCUGUUCACGCGUGGUGACGAGCUGAAGGGCAGAACUAUUCAGCAGUAUGUGCAAAACGGCCACCCGAAACUAAGAGAGGUGCUAAACAGGUGCGGUAACCGGUACCAUGUCUUCAACAACAAGCAAAGGAGGAACAGAACUCAAGUGGUGGAGCUGAUCAAGAAGAUCGAUGACAUGGUGGCGGCAAACGGUGGACAGCACUUCAGUGAGGAGAUGUAUGAGAAAGCGGAGCAGACUCUGAAGGAGCAGGGGACAGACAGAAACACAGCAGAGGAGGAGGUGAACUUCUCCUUCAUGGCUGAGCUGCUGCAGAGAGUCAUUCUGUUUCAGGCCAUACUGGCUGCUGCCACACAGGAGGACACCAGCAACAUGGGCCACUCCCUUUCCGCCCCAGUUUCCUUCUCCAACGUGAGGCCUGCUGUCUGACAGAAACAGACUCCAGUUACUUGCCUUAUUUCUGCUCAUCGGACAGAGAACAGCUCAAUGAGAUUAAAAUCCACGUGCAGAGGCCGGAGAACACUGACAGUUUUUAUUACACGUUUGAUGCCAAUGAAUUGUAGAAACUGUGAUUGUAUUUGUAAUCAAACGGUAACUCCAAUAGUUGUUCAUUGAAAGUCAUUGAUUAGUCAUGACCAUUCAGAAUCAGGAUCCAAAAUCCAAGUCUUGUACUUUUUUUCAAAGGACGAAUACAUUAGAUUUGAAUGUUUUUAUGUAGCAGAGAGGUUGAAACUUAUAUUGGUAACUUAUAUUUUAAGCUUGAUUCAUUUUACCUACUUAAGUGCCCCUCUACCAGAGUAUCUUUGCUAUGUAUGAGAGGUAUACACUGGGGCUACAGUUGGUCAGUUUUCUGCUAUUUACACUUAAUGUGGCAGUGUAUGUAAACAACCUUGGAGUCAACAAGGGUCUGUGGAGGGGUGAGGAAAUUUGGCUGAACCAAACUUUGAAAUCAAGCAGACAGAUUCAGGUUUGAGCAAACAAUGGUGGUGUAUUGUUGUCUUGUGUCAGCACUGUACAUUCCUUCAAAGCGCUGGACAUUACAUUUAUACAUUAUUAUGUUGUGGAUACGUUUAAACCCUGUACUUCUUAGGUUUAGGCCAAAAAACAACAUGGUUAUGGUUAGGAAAAGAUCCUGUUUUGCUUUCCUGGCAGGAAAAGCAGCAAUGUCUCGAUAAAGAACAACAGCUUUUCAGGCCUAAAAUGCCGCUGGAAACAGCAACAGCUCCCUACAUUACAACCAGUUUUGUUGUUUACUGGUCUUGAACAGUGGUCUGCAGCCUAGGUAUCACACCCUCCACCUGCUGAUGUCAAAGCCAGCUCAUAUAUCACUUUACAAACAUUAAUAAUAUAUGUAUAAAACAUACAAAUGUAACAUAUAUGUCGUUUGCAGAAAUGUACAAUGCCAACAUUGUGGAUGGAUUUAUGUAUUAACCAUUUAUCCAGUUAAAGCACCAAACAGUAUGUGCUUCCAGAUUUUCCAACAUGGUUUGCUGCUCUUUGUUUUUUAAAUUUUGUUCAUACUAAAGACGGUCCUUUCUUAUUGUGUUUGACAUUAAUAAAGUGCCUUUUAACAGCA
Epinephelus fuscoguttatus (brown-marbled grouper) is the source of this 2006-nucleotide messenger RNA. Its product is annotated as GTPase IMAP family member 7-like. Bases 35 to 859 code for a protein of 274 amino acids. NCBI's taxonomy places the organism in Eukaryota, Metazoa, Chordata, Actinopteri, Perciformes, Serranidae. The transcript has 2 exons. The record is from RefSeq and is a predicted model, not a curated record. Gene Ontology annotation, molecular function: GTP binding.